This is a messenger RNA of Aspergillus glaucus CBS 516.65, 272 nucleotides long. RefSeq lists its product as uncharacterized. The record is from RefSeq and is a predicted model, not a curated record. The transcript has a single exon. Lineage: Eukaryota; Fungi; Ascomycota; Eurotiomycetes; Eurotiales; Aspergillaceae. The coding region runs from base 71 to 226 and encodes 51 amino acids.
UUUUUUUUUUUUUUUUCCUUAAUAUCUUGAUACAUGUCUGCUUAGCAUACGGGAAGUCAAGAGCUCAGAAAUGUUUGACUGCCUUAAGCUUGCACCUGCAAUGCUUCUUCCCACCUGUUUUGUAUACCCUUGUGUUUUAUUCUCUCACCGGAUGGCUUUUUCUAUUUGUCUUUGGAUGUUUCGUUUAUAUACUGCAAUUGUCCGUAGGUCGGGUUCUGUGGAGUAAAAAUAGCAAAAACGAACAGUUAAGCAUAAAGCAAUUCGUUUACCUU